AACUAUUAUAUAUAUAUAUAUAUAUUUGUAUAUCAUUCAAUUUUUUAGACACUAGAAAUGAAAAGCACUUCCCAGUUCCCACUUCCCACAUGACCACUAUUGUAUAAUAGAAGUAUGAUCCAAAUAAAAGAAGCAGUAGCUGAAUUCAUGACUCAUGUUCUUUGUGUGAAUCCAAAGCCGUACACAAUGCAAGAACUAGAUUAACUACUAUAAGCCAAAAACUAACCAGAAUCUUUGAUAGAGAAAGAUGGCUCAAAACAAAGGUUUACAUGGAGAGAACAAGAGAACAAGGCAAUAUGCUUUCAUGCUGAUGCUAGCUUUUGGUGUUUCAUUUCUUGGUGUUCUGAUGCUUCACAAGUUUAGAGAACAAGAGCACAAGGCAAUAUGCAGCUUUCUUGUCAAGGAGAAAGACGGGGAGCUUCUUUCCCUUCAGCUUUUAUUGCAGCAAAGAGAUCACAACAAAGAGAUAGAAGGUAAGAUUGAGGAAAUGAAGGUGAAGAUAUACUCAUUGAAAGGUCAGAAGAUGGAGCUUGACAAGAGAGUUUUGCAGAUGAAGUCUACCAUGGAUUCUCUAAAAGAAGAGCAGCGAGUGAUCGAAUCUGCAUUCGAGGAGAAACAGAACGAGAUUAGGAUGCUGCAAGUACAAGGGAAAAUUUUGAGAAACAAUAGUGAGUUGAACACUUUCAAGGAUGGUGAGAUUAGAGCAGAAUCCAAGGAUGAAGUUAUGAAUGGAAGUGGGAAUGAUGAUAGAUUGAUCGAGACGAAUGAACAUGACAAGGAGAAAGUAAAUCGACAAGUCAAAGAUACUCGAGAUGAUAGUAAUUUAGGAGUUACUGCUAAAAGUAAGAGUGGGAAGGAAAAUGAAAUAAACAAACAAGAGAAAAAGGCCAAUGGUAAAGAUUCUGUAAUGAAACAUGCCCAAGCAAGUAGAUUAAUGUGGAAGCAAAGGAGAAAGAAUAGCUUGAACGCUGAAGCAAGAGAACAUAGAGUAGAUGAAAUAAGACAAUAAUCCAUUAAUCUUCUGACAUAUUUCAUGAACAACCUGAAGAAUUUCAAGAAAGAAUGCACUCAUAGUUGCAAUGACUAAUAACUGAUUUCUUCAAGGAGUAGAUCAAUGAAGAAUAGAGUUUCAAGCAGGUUUCGUGAAUCAUAUUUACUGUUUUCAGGUUAUACAUUAGAUGGAAAUUUGUCGGUAAUCAUAAAAAGUACAUACCGCAAAUAUAUCAU
Messenger RNA from Arachis duranensis, 1227 nucleotides. RefSeq lists its product as uncharacterized. Bases 248 to 1009 code for a protein of 253 amino acids. The transcript has 2 exons. The record is from RefSeq and is a predicted model, not a curated record. NCBI's taxonomy places the organism in Eukaryota, Viridiplantae, Streptophyta, Magnoliopsida, Fabales, Fabaceae.